UCCACUAUCCAGUGCAAUUAUAUCUUUAUAUCACUCCAAUGUUGACCUGUGAAAGACAAUUUUUGAAUAUAUUCCAUUACUAAACUGAAUUUAAUAAAGUGACAAACAAAAACUUCAAAACAUAAAGCAUUUUUAUGAGCAACUUUAUUUACAAAAGUUCGAUGAAUUAAGAGACCUUUCCGCGAGUGAUACAUUCUGUUUAGUUGAAUUAGUUUAGUUUUAGAUUUGUUACUAAAAUUGGUUUCUAAAAUAAGUCUAUUUUGGCACUAAACGUAAGAACUUCUAUUUUGGUCAAUUGAGAUCCUAAUGAGUAAAUAGACUUAAAAACCGGGAUAAUUUUUUUUUAAUCUGCUAUUAAAUGCUAAUAAAUUAUGAAUAUAUUAUAUUUUCUGCCCAUGAUUUUGAUAAUCGAAGUGAAUGGCCACGCUAACACGAAGUAUGAAGAAAUAAUAGAUGUAAUUGAUCUUUCUCAUCCAACGACUCUCAGUAUCCUAGCCGAGUUCUACGGGGCGGUGGAAAAGAGAUGGAAGAUCUGCAUGAACUGCGGCAUCGCCGGCCUGGGCACGGCGAUGCACCUGGAGCACGAAGUGUCCUCCAGCAACUCCAUGUACCCGGCAGUCAUACCCACCGAGUAUCUCAUCACCAGGUUGGCAGUGAUCGACGUCAGUACCCUUGUCAAACUUAACUCAAACCUGGUGCUAAGCCUGGAGGUGGCUCUACAAUGGCCGGUGCUCCGCGCGGACCCUAAGGAACCGACCUUGCUGCUCUUCAAGUUCGGCUGGAAGGCCCACGGCGGGAAGACGGCCCGGACUUGCGUCUGUAAGAUACCUGGUAUAAGCUUCGAGCUAGCAGAAUGGAUAGCGGGUAACCUGACGCAUGUAGUAGGCGUGGCCACCGACACACCCACUUUGGAGUCGGAGCAGACCAGAGAGUUCAACACAAAGACCAUCGCCAACAUCCUGGGAAAGAGUGGCGUCUAUAUGAUCGAGAAUGUCAAUAUUCGGAGGAGCUUGCCUGAUAACAUUCGCUGCAUCUAUUGGCUGCCCUCAAGAUAUAUCGCGCCGUGCGCCGCGCGGUUGCUGUACCGCGGGAGCAGGAAGAUAAGCAGCUGCGUUCUACAAUUUCUUCACUCGCCAAUCUAGCAGAGGAAACAAUGGUUUGUGAUGCAUGUUUGAGUACUUUUAUGUGAAUGAUGUGUGUAUACUUUACCAACGCCGCAGUCGAUUAUUGUGUCGGAAGACGUCUAAUAAAAUGUUACAAACCACGUUGAUUUAUAACCGCCAUCUAUAGUGUGUUUGGGGAACGUAGUCUGGAAAGUUCCUCAUUGCUUGAUAAUUAAUCUGCCACUUAAUUUAGUGUUUCCCUUUUUUCUUUAAACUUUCGAAUGCUAGAACGCAGAUCUCACACAAACAAUGUAAAAUUUAUUGUGUCUGGUAUCUGAAUAGAUGAAUGCUUAAGCCGGGCUUUUUUCAGGUAGGUAUAUAGAUAGGGACAGCGCAAGUGGUUAGGAUUCUUCCUUUCCUUCAUCUUUUUCGUUUUCAUAUUUUUUCUCAUUUUUACAUUUUGCAAUUAAUGUGUUAUCAAGAUUAUAUCUCGCAAUAUGUAGGUAAUUUAGCAACUCCCAUGACGAGUCAAAAUGGCGUCAAACGAAUUAGUAGAUAAUCAUAACGUUAUCAAUUAUAUUUGUAGAUUAGAACAUUUUCUAACUGAUUGUAAUUUGUAUACUUAGUUCGAUUAGAAAUGUAAGAAAUCGCGUCAAUGUUUAUAGUUUAUGACCAUAUCGUAUUCAUUUAUUUGACAAAUGAAACAAGGCUGCACUAUAUGUCAAAUAUUUUAAUUAACAUCAUAGAAAAAUGCGAAUGCAAGUCUUCAUUUAAGAGGGUUUUGUUUUGUAAGUUUAUGACCAAAACUAACAAUUAUUAUCGAAAUAAAACGACUUUUUGAAUAAAUAAGCUUUAUUUUUGGCCAAACUAUUACAUUGCAUAGAACUUUACACAUCUAUUGAAAUAAAUUCAUAAUGCAAUAAAUUGUAGCAGUAACAAAUAAAAUCAAUAAAAAUAAUCGCACGAACGACGACUCUAUUAUACCAGGGGUCAAAACUCUAUAAAUUGUCAACAUUUUAAUGGCAUUUUAAUUUUAUUUUUACAAAUCAUAAAGAAAAUCUGGCUAAAUGUGCGAAUUAUAAUUACUCGUACAAACAUUAAAUCGAGAAGCAAAGUAUUUAAAAAUGGAAAGACUUUUUAAAAUACUAAUUUAUUUCUCUUUUACAAAUACUCUCUUUAUAAUAGAAGACUUUGACAUUAUGGUAUAACUAAGAAUAAGUUUAUCAUACUGACCAAUAGGAAUAAUAAUUUUAAAAUAGGGCGUAAUUCUAGAUUUUAUAAAAAGGAAGCCUUAUAUUAAAGAUCAGGAGAGCACCAGUGGCGUACACUGAAGCACCUUAAUCCAAUACCAAUUUUUUUUAUUUUAUUUUGCUUGUAUGUCGAGU
Pectinophora gossypiella (pink bollworm) is the source of this 2488-nucleotide messenger RNA. RefSeq lists its product as uncharacterized. NCBI's taxonomy places the organism in Eukaryota, Metazoa, Arthropoda, Insecta, Lepidoptera, Gelechiidae. The transcript has 5 exons. The record is from RefSeq and is a predicted model, not a curated record. The coding region runs from base 372 to 1142 and encodes 256 amino acids. Gene Ontology annotation, molecular function: arylformamidase activity.